UCCUGCACUGUUGCCUUAUCAUGCAAAUAAAAUAGGAACAACAACUCAGUCAAAGGGAUCGCGCAGUAAGCGACUGACAACACAAAUCGUCUUGCUUGUGCAGUGCUAGGGUUUCCACAGUGCUUCACAGUUGACACAAUUCGUAUGCAAAUGAAGUUAUAGACCACUUAAUGAGAAAUUGUGGUCAACAUUCAAAAGUUCAGAUAGGGUACAUAUUUUUCACACAAAGAUUCACGACGAGAUUCGAAGCUCACGUCAAAUUACGCGCUGUUUGUCACCGCCCCGGUCUAGAAGCGCAUAUAGAAUCCUGGAGAAAGGCUUCCCACAGAUAUCAAACUCUCAUAGCAAACAUUCUGUUGAAAAAACUUCAAGAUCUAGCGUGUUUUUGUUGGUUGACAAGGACGUUAGCUGACUGAACAGAUCUAGACACAGAAGCUCAUCCGUACAUUGAUAUUAUUUCAAAAAGGGAAAUCUGAAUCAAAUCCGCUGCUGAUCCACUUGUACAAAUAUAAAUUGAAACAUCAAAAGCGUACGACAUGUUUCCAGGAAGACUGCCACCUUUGAGUUUCACUCCACAACAAAUUGCCAAGGUAUGCGAAACGCUAGAAGAGAGCGGAGACGUGGAUAGAUUGGCAAGAUUCCUGUGGUCAUUACCCAUCGCUCCUGCAACACUUCAGGCUUUGAGCAAGAUGGAAAGUGUGCUUCGUUCCCAGGCAAUUGUGGCGUACCACAUGGGUAACUUCAGAGAACUUUAUCACAUUUUAGAAAAUCAUCGCUUCAGUCGUGACUCUCACGGCAAGCUCCAAAUGAUGUGGUUGGAGGCGCAUUACGUUGAGGCAGAACGUAUGAGAGGACGAGCGCUUGGUCCUGUAGACAAGUACAGGGUUCGAAAAAAGUUUCCUUUACCACGGACGAUCUGGGAUGGCGAGCAGAAGACACAUUGCUUCAAGGAACGGACGCGAACCUUGCUACGAGAAUGCUAUUUACAGGAUCCGUAUCCAAAUCCAACGAAGAAGCGAGAAUUAGCACACGCGACUGGUCUUACUCCAACACAAGUCGGAAACUGGUUUAAAAAUAGACGGCAACGUGAUCGAGCUGCAGCGGCUAAACACAAGUCUGAAGAAGAACAAUCGUCGAGCAAACUUCAUGAUAACACUUCCACGGAGCCGGAUAAAGAUACCUGGAGUGAUGAUGAAACACGAAAAUCGACGACAGAUGAUUUAGGGUUUUAAAAAUAACUAAGAUCAACUAAGUAUAGUUAUAUAUAGAGAUAUAAAUAGUAAAAAUUAAGUAUUGAGGUAAUUUUUAGCGGAAUAACUGUUAUACACAGUAAGAGCUUGUCAUGGAGAGACAUGCCGAAAAUCAAUGGUCCUGUAGCAUUCAUAAAAUACAACGGAGAGAACACUCAAGACUACUACUUUCUCUUAAUAUAUUUAUUGAUGAAUUUUCCUUUCCUCUAUCAUAAAACACUGUUUGAAUUCUGGUUCAAAUCAAACUGUAAGGAAAGCAUGGCCCAAACACCAAAAGAUGGAACUAGACUGCACUAUUCCAAGUUCUGAGAAAGUUACAGGGGCCUUUCUUUUCUUCAUUCCUUCUACACUUGGUAAUUUGAGAUUCGAAUGAAAUCAGACAUUCCGGAAAACCAUAAACAUUUCUUUGGUUCCAGACUGCCCCGAAUAAGCUGUCGCUCUAACAACGAAAGGCUAUCCAAUGACAGGAAAAUAUGGAUUAUAGCACGAAGUAUAAUUGUUGUUGUUUUAACUUAUUGCUUGUAAAUUUAUUUCAAUGACAACUGGUAUUUCUAGGUCUAUGUAAAUUUUACAAAAUUAGAUAUAUAUUCAAAUGCUAGAGUGCAUUCUGUGUUUUACUAUGUCAGAGAACGAAACUGACUUAAAAAGUAAAUUGUAAUAGUUUUCAUAAUAGUUUGGCAAGGGGCAUGAAAAGAAAAUAAGAGGAAAAAAUGAUUCGCAAUAA
Xenia sp. Carnegie-2017 is the source of this 1974-nucleotide messenger RNA. RefSeq names its product homeobox protein SIX6-like. Gene Ontology annotation, cellular component: nucleus; transcription regulator complex. The transcript is spliced from 3 exons. The record is from RefSeq and is a predicted model, not a curated record. Lineage: Eukaryota; Metazoa; Cnidaria; Anthozoa; Malacalcyonacea; Xeniidae. Gene Ontology annotation, biological process: regulation of transcription by RNA polymerase II. Gene Ontology annotation, molecular function: RNA polymerase II cis-regulatory region sequence-specific DNA binding; DNA-binding transcription factor activity, RNA polymerase II-specific. Bases 537 to 1232 code for a protein of 231 amino acids.